AUGAAACCCAAACCCAAAUCCCGACCUAGCCGCCGGAGCUCCAAAUCCAAAUCCCAAUCGGACCCCAAUCCCCUCGCCGUGACGGUCCUCGACGACAAUGUGGUCUGCGACGAACAUGCAAUGCCGCUCAACUUCGUCGAUUCCGGAUCUGCAUGCCUGCUGGAGAUGGCUGCGAAACGCGGCGGAGAUGGAAUGCAGGGGCAGCGGAGCUUGAGAAGGUCGCCGAGACUGUCUUCAUUGCCCGAUUUGGCCUCGCCAAGCAAGAGACCUAGGGGUAGUUUGGGAAAUGCGGACAUUAACAAGUGUGUGAGGAGGUCGCCCAGGCUUGCGUCAGCUGACGUGGAAGCUGCCGGGAAUGCUAAAACUAAUAGCAACUUCCUUCAGCAUAAGAAGUGCAAGGGUGGAAGCAUGGGAUCAAAUGGGGGUGAAGAGAAAACUAUUCAGAAGUUUACAAGGAGAUCUCAGAGGCUGAUGAAUCAGUCUGAAAUGAAAUCUUGCCAUCAAAAAAUUUCAGCACAAGAGGUAUCUGCAAGAAGCUUGGAAUCUUCUGAAAAGGAAUGUUCGAGAGCCUUGUCAUUGAGAACUGCUGUUGCUGAGAGAUCAGAUAGACAUAUAAAACUUGAAGAUUUAUCUGAUUCGAAGGAGAAGUAUCCUUCCAAGAAUAUUUUUAUUGACAAUUCGAAUGAGAAGAACAUAAGAAGAUCUCCUAGAUUUUCCCCUAGUGUGGCAGCAGCUAAUUCCAAUUCGAAUUCUGGUUCAAAAAGUAUGGGUCCUUCCAAGAAGAUUAUGGUCUCAUUAGGAUCAUCUGAUUUCAGAACUUCUGAUGGGAAAUGCUUGAGGCAAUCUCCAAGAAGAGUGGCAUCUACAUUUGAGGCUACAGGAAAAGAAACAGAAUGUGCAUUGAUUCAUUUGCCUGAGACUGAAACUAGAGAAAUAGAACAUGCUUUGAUUGAAUUGCCUGAGACAUAUGUGGAUCAACCUCGAAAGAAAGUGAAAACCUUAGGUUCUUCAAACAAAAGAAAAAAUAUUGGAGAGCCUAGUUUCUUUAUUGGAGAUCCAAUUCCUGAUGUUGAAGCACAAGAAAGAUGGGGUUGGCGGUAUCAAAUGAAGAGUCAAAGAUCUAAACGUCAGAGCAUGAAGCUAAAUGAUGAUGAAGAAGACGAGAUAGUUUUGAAUGUGGAAUGCCAUUUUGCUCAAGCUAAAAUUGGCAAUUGCAUCUUCAGUCUUGGGGAUUGUGUAUAUGUACAGGGUAAUGAAGGAAAAAAGGAUGUGGGGAGGAUCUUAGAGUUUUUCAGAACAACUGAUGGAGAAAAUUAUUUCCGAGUUCAGUGGUUUUAUAGGGUUGAAGAUACUGUUAUCAAAGAAGUUGGAAGUUCCCAUGACAAGAGACGUUUAUUCUAUUCAACUAUAAUGAAUGAUAAUUUGAUAGAUUGCAUCAUUUCAAAAGUUGAUGUUACUCAGAUAUCACCUAGGGUAGGAUUAAAAGUGAAAUCCAUUUUGUCGUCUGACUUUUAUUACGAUAUGGAAUACUGCAUUGACUAUUCCACAUUUCGCACCAUGGUUCCUGGUAACAAUCUGAACAAAAUGGUGCCUACCUUGCGAACUGCCAAGUCUCUGGGGAACAGUCCCAGUUGUGAUACUUGCAAUGCAGAGUUUUCACUUUUAGAUCUCUAUAGUGGUUGUGGUGGAAUGUCCACUGGAUUGUGCCUUGGUACCAAACUUUCCUCUGUUAACCUUGCCACGAAAUGGGCCCUUGACAGUGAUAAGUCUGCCUGUGAAAGCUUAAAGUUGAAUCAUCCAGAAACACAUGUCAGGAAUGAGGCUGCCGAGGAUUUUCUUGAACUAUUGAAGGAAUGGGAAAAGUUAUGCAAACAGUAUGAGGUUGAUAAUGCAGAGACAACUACUCGAUCAAGAUCAGAGACCCCAGAGACCUCAAGAGUACCCAAGCAUGAUGAUGAGAUUACCACUGGUGAAUUUGAAGUUUCCAGGAUUAUUGAUAUCUGCUAUGGUGACCCCAAUAAGUCAGGCAAGCGUGGAGUAAACUUCAAGUUGCAUUGGAAGGGUUAUGGUAGCAGUGACGAUACAUGGGAACCAAUUGGAGGCUUAAGUAAAUGCAAAGAGAGGAUACAAGAUUUUGUAAGAAAUGGGAGGAAGCUGAAGAUCUUGCCACUUCCAGGUGAUGUUGAUGUAAUUUGUGGGGGCCCACCUUGCCAAGGAAUUAGUGGCUAUAAUCGCUUUAGAAACCUCGACUCUCCUUUGGAAGAUGAGAGAAAUCGUCAAAUUAUAGUAUUCAUGGAUAUAGUCAAUCUGUUAAAGCCGAAGUAUGUGUUGAUGGAAAAUGUAGCAGACAUUCUGAGAUUUGAUAAGGCUUCUCUGGGAAGGUAUGCUCUUAGUCGUUUGGUGCAGAUGACUUACCAAGCAAGGCUAGGAAUAAUUGCUGCCGGUUGUUAUGGUCUUCCACAAUUUCGACUGCGUGUUUUCUUGUGGGGUGCUCAUCCUUCUGAGAAUCUACCCCAAUUCCCUCGUCCCACACAUGAUGUUAUAAUUAGAUACUGGCCUCCGCCAGAGUAUGAGCGCAAUCUUGUUGCUUAUGAUGAAGACCAACCUCGUGAGCUGGAAAAAGCUAUUGUUCUUCAAGAUGCCAUCUCUGACCUCCCCGCUGUGAAGCACAAUGAAAAAAGUGAAGAAAUGUCAUUCAAAAACCCUCCUGAAACAGAUUUCCAAAGAUAUAUAAGAUCAACACAAUAUGAGAUGGUUGGUUAUGCCUUAGAUGACACUAUGAAAAAGGAAAAUUUGCUAUAUGACCAUCGAUCUUUACCUUUACACGAAGAUGAUUACGCUCGAGUUUGUCAGAUUCCAAAACAAAAGGGAGCAAAUUUCCGGGAUUUACCUGGUGUUGUUGUAGGAAGAGACAAUGUAGCUCGGAGGGAUUUGACUGAAAAGCAGUUGGUGUUACCAUCUGGAAAGCCAUUGGUACCAGAUUAUGCCUUUACUUUUGAACAAGGGAAGUCUAAGAGACCAUUUGGGAGGUUAUGGUGGGAUGAGACUGUCGCCACUGUAUUGACGUUCCCAAGUUGUCACAACCAGGACCGAAUCCUCACUUUACGAGAAUGUGCAAGAUUGCAAGGGUUUCCUGAUUAUUAUAGGUUCUGUGGUACGGUUAAAGAGAGGUACUGUCAGGUUGGAAAUGCAGUUGCAAUUCCUGUGGCGCGAGCUUUAGGAUAUGCAUUGGGAUUGGCAGUACACAAAUCCAGUGGGAACGAACCAUUGCUGACUCUGCCUCCAAAGUUCUCUCAUUCAAACUAUAUUCAAUUCACACAAAUUUUUCCCCUUCCAUAA
This is a messenger RNA of Fragaria vesca subsp. vesca, 3339 nucleotides long. RefSeq names its product DNA (cytosine-5)-methyltransferase CMT2-like. Lineage: Eukaryota; Viridiplantae; Streptophyta; Magnoliopsida; Rosales; Rosaceae. The transcript has 23 exons. Gene Ontology annotation, molecular function: chromatin binding; DNA (cytosine-5-)-methyltransferase activity. Gene Ontology annotation, cellular component: nucleus. The coding region runs from base 1 to 3339 and encodes 1112 amino acids. The record is from RefSeq and is a predicted model, not a curated record.